Diorhabda sublineata is the source of this 1964-nucleotide messenger RNA. Its product is annotated as alpha-tocopherol transfer protein-like. Gene Ontology annotation, cellular component: membrane. The record is from RefSeq and is a predicted model, not a curated record. The transcript has 6 exons. Lineage: Eukaryota; Metazoa; Arthropoda; Insecta; Coleoptera; Chrysomelidae. Bases 307 to 1227 code for a protein of 306 amino acids. Gene Ontology annotation, molecular function: phosphatidylinositol bisphosphate binding.
UUUAAGUAUACGGUAACGUUAGAGUGAUUCUAAGCACUACUCGAAAAUUGAAUGCAACCCAGGGAAAGUGUUAGCGUCUUCAUAAUUGGUUGAGUCAAACCCAUAAACAUUUUGAUUGGCUGUUACGAAUUCAAAUACCUGAACACGAUUUUGGUAUAAGAAUAGGUACUUUGCUUUCACCGCAUGUUGUGGUGAAUUGUACCUCACUCACAUACAGUGGAUAAAAAUUUGGAAGUGCUAUAGUGCAUUACGUGAUUGGAUUUAUCUAUUAGUUUCCGUUUUACAUUUUUUAUUUGAUAAAUAAACAUGACUCUUGUUCAACCUAGUCCCGAACUCCAAAUCAACAUCAGGAAAGAGUUAAAUGAAGAUGUUAAUACAAGAGAAUCCGAUUUAGAGCAUAUCAAGCAAUGGUUGAAGAAGCAACCUCAUUUACCUGACACCUGGGACGAAAGUCGAAUGAUGACCUUCUUGAGAGGCUGUAAGUUUUCUCUAGAAAAAUGCAAAAGGAAGUUAGACAUGUAUUUCACGAUGAGAACAGCAUGUCCAGAAAUAUUUUCCAAUAGAGACAUUUCGAAUCCAGAAUUAAAAUUGGUUAGAGAACUAGGGCACAUACCACCACUUCCAGGUUUAACACCCAAUGGACGAAGAGUGGUAGUAUUGAGAUCUAAAAAAAAUGAUGUAUACGAUUACGACGUGGCGGAUAUUAUGAAAGUAGUUCUCAUGAUCGGAGACGUAAGACUUGCAGCUGAAGAAACUGGCGUAGCGGGUGAUGUUUAUAUUUUGGAUGCCAGUGUUGCUACAGCUUCUCAUUUUUCCAAAAUUAAUCCAGCUUUAAUUAAAAAAUUCUUAGUUAUUAUUCAAGAAGCCUAUCCAGUGAAACUGAAAGAAGUUCAUGUAGUCAAUGUCUCUCCUUUGGUCGACAAAAUCAUCACUUGGAUCAAGCCAUUUUUAAAAGAAAAGAUUAGAGGAAGGAUUCAUGUCCAUAGCAACUUUGAAUCUCUACACAAAUUUAUACCCAAAGAUAUUUUACCUGAAGAAUAUGAAGGUACAGCUGGACCAUUACAAGUUUUUCACGAUCAAUGGAUGGAAAAAUUGAAGGAAUACACUCCCUGGUUCAAAGCUCAAGAAAAUAUUAAGGCGGAUGAAUCUAAAAGACCAGGAAAACCUACUAACUAUGAUGAUCUAUUUGGAUUAGAUGGUAGCUUCAAACAACUCACCAUUGAUUAGAAUUCGAUUUGUUAAUAUUUUUUAUGCUGGGUUAAAUUUGUUGAAACCUCUUCUUCUGAAUAAUAAUGAAACUAAAUCUUCGACACAUUUCUUUUUUUACUUGAUGUUAUCAUGGGGCAUUGGGUUACGCUUAUAUUAUUUGCAAAAUUUAUAUCUUCAUUAUUUAAGAAGUCAUGAUAAAUUUAUAGAAGGUGGUUUAAAACAUCAUCAAUAAUAAUAUUAUGUCAUAUAGUUAUACUUGGAUCAGUGAAAUAUGGAUAUUUUUAGACAUGUAUGUUUAUUCAACUAUUACACAAUUUUAUAAUUCAAAAUGAUAUACGAUAGGUAUUUUGUCAUGCAUUGGUUGUUAUAACUUUUACUAUGAUGAUAACUGUAGUAUCAGGUCUAAAAAUUGAAGAACAAAGCCAAUCAAGUGUAGCUUUGUUGCUGAUAUCAAGGUAAAAUGGAAAUCGGAACAAUUGGAAAAAGUAAGAUAAUCUUCGUAUGAUGUUUAGUGAAACUUUUAUAUGAAUUUAUUUUUCUUCUUCAAAUGCAAUGCAUUGAAUCAAAAUAAAAAACAUGUUGUACAGCCGUUGGAAAAUCUCUCUUCAAUUUAUUUGAACUUGAUAUACCAAAUUAUGAAUCAUUUCAAAUUAAAUAGUUGGAAUAUAUUAUCAUUAUUAUAAUUAUUAUCUAGUAUUAUAUGAUUAUAAUUAUACAAAUUUUAUAAAACUUUCGUAAUAAAUGAAGAAAUAUCA